Molecule: messenger RNA, 1839 nt
Organism: Lobosporangium transversale
Lineage: Eukaryota; Fungi; Mortierellomycota; Mortierellomycetes; Mortierellales; Mortierellaceae
Product: SRP54-type protein
Exons: 7
Coding region: 1-1839 (612 amino acids)
Biological process (GO): SRP-dependent cotranslational protein targeting to membrane
Cellular component (GO): endoplasmic reticulum membrane; signal recognition particle receptor complex
Molecular function (GO): ATP hydrolysis activity; GTPase activity; signal recognition particle binding
Source: RefSeq, a predicted model, not a curated record
AUGCUUGAUUUUUUCACUAUCACCACCAGAGGAGGACUUGUCCUAUGGUCAAAAGCAUAUAGUGCCUCAUCAACAUCACCCAUCAAUCAUUUGAUUCAAGAAGUACUCAUCGAAGAGCGUUCAUCCACUCAAAUCUAUUACAAGGACAAUUAUGCACUCAAAUGGACAUUUGUCAAUGACCUUGACCUCAUCUUUAUUGCCGUUUAUCCAAAGACUCUUGGAUUGACUUAUAUCGACACAUUGCUCAAAGUUGUCAGUACACAAUUCAGUGAUUUAUACGGUGCAAAGAUAUUGCGUAAAAGCAAUGGUGGCAUUCCGCAGCUCAAGGAUUGGGAUUUACAAUUCGAAGCUUUGUUACAGACUGUUGAAGAUCAGGAUGCUUCCGUAACUAAACAGCCACGCAAAUUUGAGGAAACAGUGGGGUAUGCAAAUACAUUGGCUUUUGCUAAAUCCAAGCCAGGAUCCAAAUCACCUCUACUAGAUGAAGACGAGUUCCGUAGAAAUGUAGAAUUGCUUAAAAAGAAGACAGCGUCACCUAGGAUGGGCGGUCGGAAGGGCAAAGGAGCUAAAUCACCUGUUACAUCACCUGUUAUUGGAUCAGAUGAUUCGCCGAAAAAGAAGGUCAAGGAAGGAAGAAAAUGGGAUGGCAAGAUCUCAGCUAAAGAUGCAAAGAGUUUGGAUUAUAGUAAUUCAGAUAUAUCUGAAGUUGUUAAAACGGAUCGCUUGGUUGAUCAAAGUGGAAUGGGUCAGCACAGCAAAGAUGGUACCUACAGCGUUGCAGAUUUGGAGGCAAGCGAUGAUGCUGAGGACAGUUACAGCUCAGAUGAUUCAGAUGGCGGUUAUACAAAGAUUUCGGGACGAUCCCUUCAAGCUAAAAAGCCUGUUGCUUCAAAUGGACUGUUGUCGUUUUUCAAAAAUAUGACAGGACAAAAAGAGAUGACAGAAGAAAGUCUGGAGCCUAUUAUGAGAAAGAUGAAGGAGCAUUUGAUUAAUAAAAAUGUUGCUGCCGACAUUGCUCAACAUUUAUGUGAUUCUAUUGCUAAAGGACUUGUUGGGCAGACACUGGGCAGCUUCAAGAGUGUACAGGCACAUGUGAAGCAGAACAUGGAGUUGGCAUUAAAACGAAUUUUGACACCAAAAACCUCUGUCGAUUUACUACGCGAUAUUGCACAAGCACAAGCAGAGAAAAGACCUUAUACAAUUGUCUUUAUUGGUGUCAAUGGUGUGGGGAAAUCCACCAACUUAUCCAAGACCGCCUUUUGGCUAUUACAAAACAAUAUGAAGGUUUUGAUUGCAGCCUGUGAUACUUUCCGUUCUGGAGCUGUGGAGCAGCUUCGAGUUCAUGUUCGGAAUUUGAAAGCAUUAGAACAGAACGCGGUCGUGGAUCUGUAUGAAAAGGGAUAUGGAAAGGAUUCUGCAACGAUUGCAAAGGAGGCUAUUUCGUCUGCCAAGACAACAGGACAUGAUGUGGUUCUGAUUGAUACAGCUGGACGUAUGCAAGAUAAUGAUCCUUUGAUGCGAGCUCUUGCCAAGCUGGUGACAGUAAAUAAUCCAGAUAAGAUCAUCUUUGUAGGCGAGGCAUUGGUGGGUAACGAAGCAGUGGAUCAAUUGACGAAAUUUAAUGCAGCGCUGAAAGACUUUUCAGGAAUGGCGAAUCCACGUCAUAUUGAUGGUAUGAUCUUGACAAAGUUUGACACGAUUGAUGAUAAAGUCGGAGCUGCAUUAUCAAUGACAUACACAACAGGGCAGCCAAUUUUGUUUGUGGGAACUGGCCAAACCUACACUGAUCUAAAGAACAUGAAAGUCAGCCAUGUUGUUGCAUCACUUCUUCGGGAAUAA